Messenger RNA from Anguilla rostrata (American eel), 8688 nucleotides. It is a transcript of the gene tril, whose product is annotated as TLR4 interactor with leucine-rich repeats. NCBI's taxonomy places the organism in Eukaryota, Metazoa, Chordata, Actinopteri, Anguilliformes, Anguillidae. Gene Ontology annotation, biological process: regulation of cytokine production involved in immune response; toll-like receptor 4 signaling pathway. The record is from RefSeq and is a predicted model, not a curated record. Gene Ontology annotation, molecular function: protein binding; lipopolysaccharide binding. The transcript has 3 exons. Gene Ontology annotation, cellular component: extracellular matrix; lipopolysaccharide receptor complex. Bases 3669 to 5810 code for a protein of 713 amino acids.
UGCCGUCAUUUCUACAUGGUGAGACCAAAAUGUAAUUAAAACCACAUUGUGAAUUGUUUCAUUACAAAUAUAAAAUGUGCGUAUAUAUACAAACUCGCAUACAUAAUGUGUAUGUGUGUGCGCACACGCAUGCGGGCUAAAAGUAUGGUUGGUACUAAAAAUUUUAAUUGCUAAACUGCGCUUUCUCACAAUGCCCCGCAUUGUAUGUGGAAUCCAGGCGGAGAGCAGCGGAUAUUCAAUGUCUGUAAUUUAAUCAAUAGCAGAAGUCGGUGUGCAGCUGCUCCUGCACAUAUAUGUACCUAUGUGCUCUCAAGUCAAAUUUAAACUAUUUAUUUAUUUUUAAUUGAUUUUGUAAUUAUACAAUUUCAUAACUAUAAUAGAACAUUUUAAUAAUUAUAGUUCUAAUUAUAUAAUUUUAUCAUUAUAAUUUUUUGCUGAUGUGAAACAAUGCGUUUUUUUUCUGGAGACCCUUAAAGGCGCUCAAUGCCGCCACUCUGCUUUCCUACGUCAGACUCAUAUUUGCGCGAGAAGCCAAAUCAUACUCCGUUUUACGGGUCAUGGUCAUUUCCUUAUCUACACUGAAAAUGGGAAUCGUUCCAAACACACGGGGGUGGGUAAAUUCCCAGACUGGGACAGGACAGGACAGAGGCGCCCCCUCGUGGUAGAUCCUAAAAUCUCACAUUAACUUCGUGGAGCAGAAUUUUCAGUGAUUCCACACUUUCGCGCGUGCAUGGGGUUGAACUGAGCUGGAAAAAAGGUCGUGUGAGAACUGGGUCACGCGCAGGAGUUGGAGACACUGAGCCUCGAUUAAUCAAGAGGUUCUCGGUCGGAGGGCUAUAGAAUUUAUCACGAACCCGCUAGUAAGCUCACGUGAGAAAACUAAUCUUCCCAUAGUGGCAGAAAAACCUGCACCUGCCAUUUUGCAGCGGGAACUGAUCUCAGAAACUCAAAUUGUCUUUGUUUGGCACGCGACGUAAAUCCGUUGAUGUGGCAGUUCCUUCCUCGGGGUGUGGGAACAUUACUUUUGGUGUUCAUAAAUAAUAUAAGAAUGUCAAAAAAAUAAAUAUAUUUAUUUAACUUUAUAAUACUAAUGGAAACGUUUCAUAUUCAUAAGGGUGAAUUUAUUUACAAACAAGGAACCUAGAUUUUCAAUACUAUAUAAGGAGCUGGAACGUUACAUGGAUGAUAUUAUGGGCUCUUCAAAUAAGAACGCUGUUAAAAUAAUUGAUAUAUUUUAUGCUCUUAAACGGUUUAUGUAAUUUUAUAUGUCCCAAGCAUUUUCCCCCUUUUUAUGUCUGUAUUGAUCACUUGCUAUUCUGUAUAUUUUUUUGAAAGAAUGGCUUGUUCACUUGUUUUGUAUUCUAUUUUUGAAUUGCAAAAAUAAAAUAAAUAAAUAAAGUUAUUUCCUCGGGGGUUCAAAGGUGACGUCGUUACGUGGGUGAUGAUGGGAAACGAGUGACGUAAACAUCAAUGUACUGUUUUGAAUCUUUGGCGGGGUCGUUGGCAGCUGUUUCCCCCGAAGGUCGGUUUGGUCGCUGUGUUUUCAUUUUGCUUUAUGUCGGUUUUGUCUUUGUUGGAAAAACUCCUGGUCGGGUGGAUUACUGGUGAUAUUUGGAGAGCCUGCUUUCCAUUGCUGAAGAGUCCGAUUCCGUUUCCGGCAGAUAUUGGUGGUUUUUGUUUGGCAAUGUUCACCUUUUUAUCCAUAUAUUGACGUUUUUGGGGAUUUGCGUGGGUCACUCAAGGGUUACACGAACUUAUGAGCGGGAGAAGAGCCGAGAACAGACAGGGCGCCGGCCGGCAGAAGGCAUCGGAAGGGCCACAAGAGAGACAGCUCACUCUCUCUCUCUUUCCCUAAAUUGGUUCCAGAUGUGUCCCCUCCCCCUCUUCGCCGGCAGGGCCCAGUAGCGCACCCCCCCCCACCCCCCGUCCUCCCCCCUCCUCCCUCCCCAGAUGUAGGGGGGCGGAGUUCCUCUUCCAGAUGGAGUCACCUGCCUUCAGGCUUUUUGUGCGUUUUUAGCUGGAUUUACUGCAGCAGGUGUGCGCGUGUCCCUGGUCUGUGAGAUCACCCACCUGUGAGCGUACCUUCGAGAGAUCCUCAGCCGACUCUCUGACAGGUCGUCCCAUACAUCACUGCGGGACACGCGAUUCCCUGGCUGCUGAGCCGUUAUCUGCUAAAUGAAUCAUACGGGAUAUGAACGGAGCGCGCGGCCUCCGAGUCUGCGCUGUUUACGCUGGCCAGGGAUUAAUCUCGAGGCCUGUUCUGGAAGCUGCAGGCAGAGUCUGGCUGAUCCUCCCCUUCGCUGGAUCGGAAAUGCUCUUAAAAAGUGUGAGAACUCGCCGCGGAUAAGCGGAUCAGUGUGGAUACUCCAAAUAUCCGAAAGCUUGUUUUCACUUCCUCUGUUCCCGCGGGUGGAUUUGCGUUACAAGGUACCAAUUUACAGCCAGAGUAGGAGGCAGCGAGGCCCCCAGCUAGACACAACACAGAGGAGGAUAGCCGCCCCACAGACUCUUUGAUGUGAUUGUCGUUUGCGUACUUAAACGGUCUGGGCGGAUCUUUUUAAUCGCCGAUUUAAAAUUGAAAACGCAUAAUUUUUUCCAAAAGUUCCAAAAUGCACGUUUUAGAUUAUUUACGCUAACGUACAAUUUCAGAGCUGCACCCCACCCCCAACACCUUUCGACCUUCCCAGCGACAUAAACUCAAACAUCUCGUGUUUCUGUAUGUUCCUGCGCGCUCGGGUCCCCUGGUAGUCUCCGUCACCCUUCACCCGCGCGCUGACCUGAAUUCCACUUAAAUAAACGCGAACCAUAUGGCGUUUCCCUGCGGCUUUGGAAACAUCACCGUCAUUAACCCCUUUAUUUGGCUGCAGUUUCUCGCAUAUAUGUGAAUUCAAAACUUAUUUGGAAGGACAAGCCAAGCGUUACAUUUUCAUGCACAAACCAAACAUGAGCACGCGUAGGUGGGUUAAUGUAGCCGCAAAAGUGCACCACCCUUCCUCACCAACGGCCGGGAAGCGGGCCAGCGCUUGGAGCACAGCUCGUGCACUCUAACCGGGUGCAGUGCUGGACACAAGCUAAAUUCUUCCUUCUCCAAAAAAAUAAAAAAGUGAGUCCAGGCGAGCGGAGGACCCCCGGGAUCGACGUGGGAAGCAGUGCUUUCCGUCUGUUUUCUCUGCUUUCAGCCCCCCUCCCCGCCUCGCCUCGCGAUGCCACAGACCGCGAGAACACUCGCUUACAGUCACAGCCCCGCAGCACACGGCACGGGGGGACGUGUCCGCGUGGGUCUGAUUUGUCUGUGAAGGCGCGCGUGAGCCUAUCUGCGCGGCGCUGCCAGCAUCUGGGCAGGACGCGGCGGGGGAGGGGUGAUCCGCGACUGAAACCAGAGUUUUGUGGAGGUCUGUAAUUUGCACCAGAUGACCACUUGGGGGUAUGUAGGUCUAAGGAUGUGAAUGCUUCCUCGCGCAGAAUUGUUGCGCACCGGUGCUUGGUUUGUCUUUUUUUGUUCUGAACAGCAAAACGGCAACUUUUGUUAAUGGCUUUACGCUAUUGUCAUAGCUUCCGUUAGUCGUGCCGUUUCAAGACAGCCUCGCGAAAUGUGCGGCGGGAGGGUAGAGUGGCUGCACUGAAUUUCAAAGGAAUGCCGAGGACUUCGGGGUCUCCUACUUUUGGAAAUGGCAACCGUGUUGGCUCUGUGCUUUCUCCUGCUGUCCGGCGCCCUCUCGGUCCGGGCGUUCUGUCCCGAGCGCUGCGACUGCCAGCACGCGCAGCACGUCCUGUGCACGAACCGGGGGCUGCGCGCGGUCCCCAAAGCCGCGGCGCAGAGCUCCGGCGACGUGCUCGUGUUCAGCCUCGGCGGAAACUUCAUAGGCAACAUUUCUGCGUUCGACUUGAGCCGUUUCGGCCGUCUGACCCGACUGGACCUGCAGUACAAUCAGAUCCAAACGGUUCACCCGAAAGCGUUUGAGAAACUGUCGCGGCUGGAGGAGCUCUAUCUGGGAAAUAAUUUACUCUCGGGAAUUUCUGCAGGAACUUUGCAGCCUCUCAAGAAACUCCGAAUUCUGGACGCAAACAGCAACGAAAUAGACAAGAUAACUCCCGACACUUUCAUGAAUUUGGAAAACGUAAUUAAACUCAGAUUAGACGGAAACUCGAUACAAACACUGCAGGACUCCGCUUUUAAGGGCAUGGAAAAUCUGCUCUAUCUCCACCUGGAAUCUAACGGACUUAGGCACGUUCACGGAAACGCUUUCACCAAGCUGGAGAAACUUCGUUUUCUAAACCUGUCCGAUAACAAGCAAACGGCCCUUCUAAACGCGCAUACCUUCGCCCCGCUCACUUCCCUGACAACACUGCUGGUGGCAGGAAAUGACAUUCAGCGUGUCGGCGACCGCGUCUUCCAGAAUCUGGGAAGCCUGACCAGACUGUCGCUGAGCAACAAUAACAUCUCCCUGCUGGAGCCCCGGGCGAUGGAGGGCCUGUCCGCCCUCCGGGAGCUCCUGAUCGACGGGAACCGGCUGGCGGACGUCCCGGCGCGGCUGCUGGACCCGCUGGCGAGGCUGGAGGAGCUGGACCUGAGCCGAAACCGGAUCUCCCGGCUGGACCCGGCGACGUUUCGGAGGCUGAAGCGGCUGACGGUCCUGAAGCUCAACGACAACCGGCUGACCCGCCUGGCCGGCGACGCCUUCGCCCGGAACGGCGGCCUGCGGCACCUGGAGCUGGGCGCCAACGCCUGGGCGUGCGACUGCGGGCUGGCGGGGUUCGGGCGCUGGCUGCGCCAGGCGCGGGCCCAGGGGCGCCUGCUCGCCGCCUUCCUGCUCUGCCGCCACCCCGCCUCGCUGGCGGGACAGUACCUGGACUACCUGCAUGGCUCCCAGCUGCAGCCCCCGGGGAACCGCACCUGUGCGGCCGAGCGGCCUGCGGGGGGCGCUGUGGCGGACGCCGCCCCGGAGGAGGAGGAGGACGUGCAGGCGGAUCAGGGGCAGCCCGGCCAAUCGCAGCGGAGGAAGGGCAGGAAGGGCGUGGCCCAUAAGAGGGUCCGAGCCGAGCCCCCCCCGCCGACGGAGGACCCCUCCACCGCGGCCACGCCCGCCGCCCUGACCGCCGCGCACCCCGAGCGCCUGCAGCAGGAGCACCCCCUGGUGGCCGACGCCUGCCGGUUCAACAGCCGCGUCCUGCUCAACGUGAGCGCCGAGCGGGCGAGCCCCACCACCGCCGCGGUGCGCUGGGAGCUUCGCCCCCCCCAGGCCCCGCCCCUGCCCGCGCGGCUGCAGUUCCGCGUGCGCUACGACCGCUUCGGGGCGCCCGCGCAGUUCCCACGCUUCGUGUACCUGGGGGGCGGCGCCCGGGGGGUGACGCUGCGGGAGCUGGCGCUCGAUUGGCCCUACACCGUGUGCGUGGAGGGCGUGGUGGGCGGAGCCACGUGCGGCGUGGCGUCCCGGGACCACUGCGCCGGCGUGGUCGCCCAGGGGGGCGCCGGCGGCGGCGGCCCGGACCUGCAGCUGGUAACCGUGGCGAUGCUGGCGGCCAACGCGCUGCUGCUGCUGGCGGUGGGCGGGGCCUGGGCGGGGCGGGGCCUGCGGCGGAGGUUCCAGCGCAGGAAGUCGGCCGUGAACAUCCGCCACAUGUACUCCACCCGCCGGCCGCUGCGCGCCAUGGCGACCGAGGCGGUCUCCGCCGACUUCACCGCCUACCAGAGCAGCCGGCCGCGGCUGGGCGGGGCCGACCCCGGCGACCUCAUCCAGUUCCCCUGCGACCGUUUCCUUGACAACAGCACCGCCCGCCGGGACGACGCCAUGCAGCGAUUCCAGGACUGAUCAUCGCCGUAUCGCCACGGCAACGCACUCUUCACGGAGAUACCGCCCGGGGGAACACCUGUCAGGGUGGAAUUAAAAGUUUUAUCUCCCUGAUCCAUAAGAAUUUUUAUUUUUACAAAAUAGUUUUGCAAAAUGGACUCUUUAAUGAGAACCUGGGAGAAAGACCUGCUUUGUAAGUGUUAUAUAAGAAUGUUAGCCGCAUAAAAUUUUUAUUUUUUUUCGUGUGGGAAAUGGAUUUCGCUCAGUCUUCCUGUCGAAUGAGUGGACUUCCCAUGGGAAGGAACGCCAGCAGCUCAGGAAAUCCUCUGCUGCUAUUACCCACCACCAGGGGGCAGCACCUGAGCAUACACGCGUGUGAUGUGUAUUGGUGUGAUAGAGAUACAGGUGUGUAAUGCUUACGGUGUGUGAUACAUACCUGUGCAUUAUGGAUACAGGUGUUUAAGGGGUGAAAAAUAGGUGCAGGUGUGUUAUAGAUAUUUAAAAUCUACGAUGUGUUUGCUUUACUGAUGUACACCAUCGGGCCAAUCACAGACCUGAUUUUUUUUUUGGCAUAACAAACCGAUAUCUGCGUGAGACUCCAGCCAGCCCUGAUUCAGAGUGAGUCAUUUGUCACAUUAUCUACUGGUUGCUUGAUACAGCAUCUGAAACGUAAACAUGGAAGGAUUAUUUUGCUGUUUGUGUAGAAAUAUUGUUGGUGAAAUAUAAGGAAUGCAAAGGAGGCUUUGCUUUGUUAAUUAAGGCCUGUCCCUAGCAGAACUCCGCCUAGAGCCCGACACACACGCAGAACCACAUCGGUUUCCUCUACUUCCUGUUAGCGCUGGACACUUCCUCGCACCUGCCACUGACUGUGUGUGUGUGUGUGUGUGUGUGUGUGAGUUUGUGUGCGUGCGUGUGAUGGUACUGUAUAUGUAUGUGUGUCCCUGUAUCUGAAUGUGUGUAUGUAUAUGUGCCCUGUAUAGUUUGUGUGUGUAAGUGUGAGAAUGAAAGUAUAUGUGUGUUGUGAGCAUUCAGUAAUCAGGUAGACUGGCCACAGUCAGUUUUGUACUCUUGUUGGAAUGGCAACAGCACCAACUGGUAGGAGACACAUCUGGACCAAUGUGCAUGCUAUCUGAUUAAUGAACAGCUUAAUUCAUUUCAUCAUCCUAGAGCAGUGGUUCUCAACCUCGGUCCUGGGGGCCCACUGUGUAUGCUGGUUUUUGUUCCAACCACAAUUGCAAUCCCGGAUUUGUAACAAGCUAUUAUUUUUCCUUAAUUAGGUGCGUCUCAUGUCAGAGGGAUUAUUUGCCCACUUAAGCCACCUUGUGUCAGAAAUAGCUAUGCAUGCCAUAAAGAAUAAAAGUCACAUAUUCACAUUGUGCUAUAUUGUAGACGAUUACGUAAAGAGGUUUAAAAAAAAACUUUUUAACUCAUCAAAAUAAAGACUGAGGCAAAUCAACAGGUUCCUAAUUGGGGAAAGUGUGGACACCUGGCCACUAAAUCUAAUCAUUUGAUAGAUAACGAAGAAUUCAAAAACAAAGAAAAUGAUAAUGAGUCAAACCUGUAUUGUACUAAUUAGUUUAAGGGAAAUAUUAUGCACUUAAAGCACUUAAACACGUGUUCAGCAACCUAAUUAGGAGCCUAUUAAUUCCCCUCGUUAAUUUGAUCUGUUAAAAAUGUUACCUCUUUUUAAGUGAUUGUAUGCAAUCACUUAAAAAGCAACACAAUAACACAAUGGGAUUUUAUUCUUCAUGCCAUGCAUAGCAAUUUCUGACAAUGUGGCUUAAGAGGGUACAUAAUUCCUCUUAACAUGGAAAACACCUCAUUAAGAAAAAUGAACAGCUUGUUAAAAUUCUGAGAUUGCAAUUGUGGUUGGAACAAAAACCAGCAUACACAGUGGGUCCCCAGGACCGAGGUUGAGAACCACUGUCCUAGAGGAAACAAAACUUAGGGUUCAUUCACUGUCCAAGAACUCAGUCCUCCGCAAGUCCUGACAGUACCGUGUGUUACCACUAGAUGGCGCAUAGCUUUAAAAAAAAAAAAGGCCCCACUGACUCAGUCAGUUGUCGCAGUCCGUGAAGCGUCUUCUCUGUUCUUGCGUUAAUAAUGAACACGCUUGUUGGCAGGGAUGCCAAGCCAGGAGGAGAUAAAUCUCUCAGCUCCAGACAGAGGUUUCUGACCCUCUGGUGUCUGAAGCUGCCACUGUCCUCUCGUGAACAGAGGACUGUUGCAUUUCGGGGGGAAGGAAAAAGUAUAAAAAUGAGGGAGAUUCCUUUUAAACCUUUCUAGAUUCUUCUUUUGUGAAUAUCUGUGGUCUCUGUGCAUUCGGUCUCCUGUGGGAGAGAUCUCUCAUGAGAUGCCUGUGCUGUUUGCAACUGUUUGCAAGGGUAAACUGCCAUUAACCCUUUUAGAUUGCAAAUAUGUGAUCAGAAUGUUCUUAACUUUAACAUUCUAAUGCUGAUGUCACAAUCACUACUGGUAGUUUAAAGCAGAGGAGUUCUAGAACACUGACUUAUUUUGAAAAAAAAAAAAACAUUCCAAAAAACCUACUUUUCAAAGGGUUCAAUUCUGAACUGUCACCCUGUGUAUGUCCAUCUCUGCAAUUACAUCACAAUGUUACAGUGACAUCAUAUGUUCAUCAUAGGUUUGUUGCCUUUUAAAAUGCAUUUCUUUUUAUUCUAUUUAAAUUCCAAAAGACCUUAACUUCAUAACCACUGAAAAAUGUAUUUCAGCUGCUGCUUGGCAGGAAGACCAACCAUUGUUACAUUUUACAAGUUUCAUUUAUUUAGAUUGUUUUUGUCUCUUGAUUUUCUCUGAUUGAAACUCGGUGGUAUGGCUUUUUGUGUGUAUUGGUGUUUUUUUUUGUACUUGCUUUCAUUUGAAUUAAAAUGUGAUAAAUCAG